Molecule: messenger RNA, 1093 nt
Organism: Camelus dromedarius (Arabian camel)
Lineage: Eukaryota; Metazoa; Chordata; Mammalia; Artiodactyla; Camelidae
Gene: RHEB
Product: Ras homolog, mTORC1 binding
Exons: 8
Coding region: 118-672 (184 amino acids)
Biological process (GO): small GTPase-mediated signal transduction
Cellular component (GO): plasma membrane
Molecular function (GO): GDP binding; GTPase activity; GTP binding
Source: RefSeq, a predicted model, not a curated record
CCCCUGGAUGCCGCUUUGCCCCGGCGCGGCCGCCGCCGAUCGCAGCACAGGAGCCACCGCCGCCGCCGCCGCCGCCGCGGUUGAUGUGGUUGGCCCAGGGCUGAGGAGGCCGCCAAGAUGCCGCAGUCCAAGUCCCGGAAGAUCGCGAUCCUGGGCUACCGGUCUGUGGGGAAAUCCUCAUUGACGAUUCAGUUUGUUGAAGGCCAAUUUGUUGACUCCUACGAUCCAACCAUAGAAAACACUUUCACAAAAUUGAUCACAGUAAAUGGACAAGAAUAUCAUCUUCAACUUGUAGACACAGCUGGGCAGGAUGAAUAUUCCAUCUUUCCUCAGACAUACUCCAUAGAUAUUAAUGGUUAUAUUCUUGUGUAUUCUGUUACAUCAAUCAAAAGUUUUGAAGUGAUCAAAGUUAUCCAUGGCAAGUUGUUGGAUAUGGUGGGGAAAGUGCAAAUACCUAUUAUGUUGGUUGGAAAUAAGAAAGACCUACAUAUGGAAAGGGUGAUCAGUUAUGAAGAAGGGAAAGCGUUAGCAGAAUCUUGGAACGCAGCUUUUUUGGAAUCUUCUGCUAAAGAAAAUCAGACUGCUGUUGAUGUUUUUAGAAGGAUAAUUUUGGAGGCAGAAAAAAUUGAUGGGGCCGCUUCACAAGGGAAGUCUUCCUGCUCAGUGAUGUGAUUCUACUGCAGAACCUGAGGACACUGGGGAUCCAUCCUACCUGAGGAAGCAAACUGCCCAUUACCCUUUAAGAUAAACUCUGCUUCAUUUUUCUUCUGUUAACCUGAAAGAUUUCAUUUGGGUCAGAGCUUCUCCCCCACCCGCCCCUUUCAGAUUAUGUUAAACUCUGACUGUCCAAAUGAGUUCACUUCCAUUUUCAAAUUUUAAGCAAUCAUAUUUUCAAUUUAUAUAUUGUAUUUCUUAAUAAUAUUAUGACCAAGAAUUUUAUCGCAUUAAUUUUUCAGUGUAGUUUGUUGUUUAAAAUAAUGUAACCAUCAAAAUGAUGCAGAUUGUUACACUACUGCUAACUAGGCUUCAUGUAUCAGUGUUUAUUUCAUUGUGUUAAAUGUACACUUGUAAAUAAAAUAGCUGCAAACCUUAA